Messenger RNA from Puma concolor (puma), 753 nucleotides. It is a transcript of the gene CMTM2, whose product is annotated as CKLF like MARVEL transmembrane domain containing 2. The record is from RefSeq and is a predicted model, not a curated record. Gene Ontology annotation, cellular component: membrane. Lineage: Eukaryota; Metazoa; Chordata; Mammalia; Carnivora; Felidae.
AUGGCUGACAAAGGCAAAAAGGGCAAGAAGGCGGCGGCGGCGGCACCUGCAUCGGCGCCCGCAGCUGCGCCGCAGUCCCCUCCUGCAGCUGACGAACCAGGGGACAAGAAAGACCAAGAGGACAAGGAGAUCAAGAAAAAGCCAAAGUCGGUGCAGCCCAAGGAUGAAGUGGGCACCAGGAAGGGGUGUCGCCGCUACAUGUGGGAAUUCAAGAAAGGCAAUAGAGAGUUCUGGGUGAUCGGGCACGCCGAGGUCAAGAUCCUGAGCUUGGGCUGCCUGAUAGCUGCACUGGUACUGUUCACGGGGACCAGCGUGCACCCUCUCCUGAUGCUCAUCAUCACCAUGGAGAUGUCCAUCUUCUGCUUCUUCUUCAUCACCUACACCCUCGCCAUCAACAGAUACAUACCCUUCAUCCUGUGGCCCAUUUCUGACCUUCUCAACGACCUGUUUGCCAUUAUUUUCCUUGUGGGGGCCGUGGUCAUAGCUGUGAAAAGUCGACAAACCAUGCCACUGCACUACUUUAUUGCUGUGAUCCUUAUUGGUAUGGCUGGAAUGUUUGCUUUAAUGGAUAUGUGUCUUCAAAGAAAACAUUUCAAAGGCAAGAGGCUCAAAACCAAUGUGCUGUUUCCUCCAAAAAAUGAACGAAAGGUUGAAAAGCCAAAGGAAGCAGAAAACCCACCAGAAAAGGCACCAGAAAAGGCACCAGAAAAAGCAGAAAAGCCAAAGCAGAGAGUAAAGGGAGGCAAGAAAUGA